Molecule: messenger RNA, 2452 nt
Organism: Varanus komodoensis (Komodo dragon)
Lineage: Eukaryota; Metazoa; Chordata; Lepidosauria; Squamata; Varanidae
Gene: INTS12
Product: integrator complex subunit 12
Exons: 10
Coding region: 931-2343 (470 amino acids)
Biological process (GO): snRNA 3'-end processing
Cellular component (GO): integrator complex
Source: RefSeq, a predicted model, not a curated record
UAUAAUUGUCUGGGGCAUUCUGGGAGUUGUAAGCUAAAGCAUCAAGUGUUGCCAUCUUAAUCUAGUCUAAUGCUACGUUAUUCCUGAUUGGUGAGCAGCUGGGCUUAAUUGUGAUUAAUUGCCCUGCAAGGUAGACCCUAGGGGACCCUUAUGCCCAUGUUCCAGAACAGGAGACUAAGAGUGAGAAAGUGACUUGAGAGUUGGAUCUGGCCAUCCUAUCUCUGCCCCAUGGCCACUAGACCCACAUAUCUAUCCAUCCAUCCAUCCAUCCAUCCAAUCCAGGGAUAGACAGUAUUAGUCCACAAUUUUGUUUGGGCCUAGCCUGUAUAGCCAUUGGUGAGGUAUGAUGGGAAAUAUAAGCCAAAGCAUCAGGAGGCUCACAUGUUGUUGGAAAAAAGUACAACAGAAUCUGCGAAGGGAGGAUAUUGACAAACUAGAACAGGGGAGAGUGGCAAGGUUGGUGGAGGAUCAAGUUCUAUAAGGAAGGAGCUAGGAUCUUUAGCUCGAGAAAGAGUUGAUUAUAGGGUGAUACAACCAGCUUCAAAUAUUUGAAAGACUUUCACCUAGCAGAAGGGAGCAAAAUUGGUUUCUGUUGUCCCCAAAGGUAGGAAGUAAAUCAGCAAGUUCAAAUAGCAAGAAAAAGAACUUCAAUUAGGAAGAAAGUCUUGUGAACUCUGAAUAAGCUGCCUUUAUUUCUUCCAGUAAAGGAACACAAGGAGGUCACUGCCUAAGACCCUCCGUGGCUCAGCCUUAUUUGUUGUAGGGAACAAGGAGUGCCCAUUCAAUGUGAUCUGCAAUCUUCACGAACUGAUCAUUGUCCAAUAUCUUCUGGACACCUGUGGUUGAGAGAAGCUGCUGGAUAUCCACUUGUCAGCCUUAUUCAGCGUUUGAUGUCCUGCUUGGGAUGCCUUCAUUCACUGAGAUGCUGCUAUGGCUGCUACUGUGAAUUUGGAACUUGAUCCCAUAUUCUUGAAAGCUCUGGGGUUUCUGCACUCAAAGAGCAAAGAUUCGGCUGAAAAACUAAGAGCACUGCUUGAUGAAUCUUUAUCUAGAGGGAUUGACUCAAGCUAUCGUCCAUCACCAAAGCUUGAUUCAAAGCAUGUUUACUCAGAGGAAGUAGAUCAGCCCAAAGUAUCUAUAGCAAAGCCAGUUUCUGUUAAGCAAGAGCCCAAGGCUUCUUCGGGCCUUCCUACAGGUGGCAAUAAUGGCAAACCUAUUACAGCCGAAAAGGUGAAAAAAGAGGUGGAAAAAAGAUCUGAUAAAAUAAAGUUGGAAAUCAGUGAAGGAGUUGACAUUCCGAAGAAACCAAGACUAGAAAAGCCAGAGGCUCGUUCUUCUCCAAUCACAGUGCAGACUAGCAAGGAUUUGGCCCUGACAGACCUUUCUAGUUUUGAAGAAACCAGUGCUGAUGAUUUUGCCAUGGAAAUGGGCUUGGCUUGUGUUGUUUGCCGGCAAAUGACAGUUACUUCUGGGAAUCAAUUGGUAGAGUGCCAGGAAUGUCAUAACCUCUACCACCAAGACUGCCACAAGCCUCAAGUAACAGACAAGGAAGUGAAUGAUCCCCGUUUAGUGUGGUAUUGUGCCCGAUGUACCAGGCAAAUGAAAAAAAUGGCUCAGAAAACACAGAAGCCUUCCCAGAAACCUGGCCCAGCUGUAGUUUCAGUAGCUCCAGCUGUGAAAGAUCCACUGAUAAAGAAACCAGAUAUUAAACUAAAGUUGGAGACCACAUCAGCCUUCUUAGCAUUUAAGAGGACUGAAGUCAAGACUUCAGCAACUGUUUCUGGUAACUCUGCAAGCACCAGUGUUUCCUCCUCUUCCACCAGUGGCCUUACAGGGUGGGCAGCAUUUGCAGCGAAAACAUCCUCUGCAGGCCCGUCCACAGCCAAGAUGGGAUCCACCACGCAGAGCACCAGCAGCAAACCUGCUGCUGCCUCAAGCAGUCAGAAAUCUGUGGGCUUGUCGGGGUUGGCAACAGCUAAAGCAGGCCUCGGGUCAAAAAUAGCAUCUCCGAGCAAUAGCACGAGCCCCGUUCAGUUGAAGACCCUGCCGCCUCUGCCCCUGGGGAAAACGAGUCUUUCUCGUUCGGUUAGCAGUGACAAUGUGAGCAAAGCAGGACUUCCUAGUCCAGGCGGUUCAGCUCCAGGCAGUAGCCAGUCUGCCGGUGGGAAUGGAAGUGGUGGAACAACAGGCAGCAGCGGGAGCAGCACCAGUAAAUCGAGCGCAGAAUCUGGCAAUCAGUCCCCGUCUUUGAAAGGCCCUACUUCUCAAGAAUCACAGCUCAAUGCUAUGAAAAGGUUACAGAUGGUCAAGAAGAAGGCUGCUCAAAAGAAAUUAAAGAAGUAAUACAGCUAGCGCAAAACAGAAUCGAAUAAACCUUUUUGUCUUCAAAACACAAAUCUUUAAACCCUAGCUGCAGUUGAACAAAACCUAAUAAAAUUAUAUAAUUAACUUA